Messenger RNA from Annulohypoxylon truncatum, 1806 nucleotides. Its product is annotated as ergosterol biosynthesis ERG4/ERG24 family-domain-containing protein. Gene Ontology annotation, molecular function: Delta24(24-1) sterol reductase activity. The transcript has 3 exons. Lineage: Eukaryota; Fungi; Ascomycota; Sordariomycetes; Xylariales; Hypoxylaceae. The coding region runs from base 1 to 1806 and encodes 601 amino acids. Gene Ontology annotation, cellular component: endoplasmic reticulum membrane. Gene Ontology annotation, biological process: ergosterol biosynthetic process. The record is from RefSeq and is a predicted model, not a curated record.
AUGUCGCGAUACUCUUUACGUGCGACUCCUAGGAAAAAGGAGCUUUUCGAUGGCAUGAUCGAAACUCCUGGUCGCCGUUCGACGCGACGCAAAUCUCAGUUCCCCCCUAUCGACGGCGCGUCUGAUGAUGGCGAUUCAAGCUCUGCCGCCGAGACUGCCACAAGCAGAUCUACCAGAUCUAGAUCUGUACGACGUCGGGGAGUCGGCAAAUUCCUAGAGAACAUGGACGAUUCGGAUCCCGCACCAAAAGAAGAAGAAUUCAGCCCCGUUCCCGAUGAGAAACUGUCAGCUGUCCUUAAUGAUGAGACCAAUGGAAAUGGUAAAGAGCCAAAGAUUAAUGGACAUACGAACGGUCAUGCAAAUGGUUACACGAACGGACACUCAAAUGGACACGCAAACGGGCACACCAAUGGAAGUGCAAAGAGUCAUGUCGAGGAACAGGUCAUUGAUGGUUGGAAGCCAGGCAUGGACCCCAAAGUCGACCACUCUGGGGUUGUCGAAUUUGGAGGUAGCUUUGGAGCCUUGGCUCUCAUGAUUGGAUUUCCCACUCUCAUGUACUACAUGUGGAUUGGUGCUACCUACUACCAUGGCAAGUUACCGCUGCCCGAGAAUGGCGAAUCCCUCCUCGAAUUCGGCCAGCGCAUGUGGAAUCUUAUCUACACCGGCGCAUAUCCUUCUUUGCGAGCAUGGAAGAUCUACUGGGUAUACUACGUCUUCGAGGCUGCUUGUUAUAUGUUCAUGCCUGGCGUCUGGGGUGAGGGUAAACCUCUUCGUCACGAGGGAGGCAAACAGCUUAAGUACUACUGCUCCGCGUAUUGCAGCUUCUAUUUCACCAUCGCUGUCAUGGCCGCGUGCCAUUUUAGCGGCGUGUUCAAGAUCUAUACCUUCCUCGACGAGUUUGGGCCUAUAAUGUCCGUCGCCAUCAUUUCCGGCUUCCUGUGUGCAUUUGUCGCAUACUUUUCUGCCUUGAUCCGCGGCGCGCAACACCGAAUGACUGGCUACCCAAUCUACGAUUUUUUCAUGGGAGCCGAGCUUAAUCCCCGCAUGUUCGGAAUCCUCGACUUCAAGAUGUUCUACGAGGUUCGCAUUCCCUGGUUCAUUCUCUUCGGACUUAGCUGUGCGGCUGCGGCGCGCCAGUACGAAAACUACGGCUAUGUCUCGGGAGAGGUCUUGUUCCUGGUCUUGGCCCACUACCUCUACGCCAACGCCUGUUCUAAAGGCGAGCAGCUUAUUAUUACCACCUGGGACAUGUAUUACGAGAAAUGGGGUUUCAUGCUGAUUUUCUGGAACAUGGCCGGCGUCCCCCUUUCGUACUGCCACUGCACUCUUUACCUCGCCAACCACGACCCGUCGGAAUAUGCCUGGAACAAGUACGCCUUAGGUGCUUUCUUCGUCAUUUACGUGGCGGUGUACAUCAUCUGGGACCAGGCCAACGGACAGAAGAACGCCUUCCGAGCCCGAGAGCGCGGCAACUUCACGAAGCGUAACACCUUCCCAGCUCUCCCUUGGAUAUACAUCGACAACCCGAAAUAUAUCGACACGUCAACCGGCGACAAGAUUUUGGUCGACGGUUGGUGGGGAUACGCGCGCAAGUUGCAUUACACCUGCGAUGCCUUCUUCGCCAUCAGCUGGGGCUUGAUCACGGGCUUCAGCAGCCCCUUCCCCUGGUUCUACCCCGUCUUCUUCUGCUGCAUGAUCACGCAUCGCGCCAUGCGGGACAUCGAACGCUGCAAGAACAAGUACGGCGAGGCGUGGAAGGAGUACGAGAGGCAGGUUCCGUACCUUUUCAUUCCGUACAUCAUUUAA